UUACUACAUCAGUCGUGUUUACUUUUCACCAAAGUUCUUUAUCUUUUUAUGAUAUAGGUACUUUGGAAGUGCUAUAAUCCAGGCAUCAAUUGAUCGUCUUCACCCCUUCCUAAGCUUGAACAAUCAUCGUCCACCUGGAACUCAUUUGAAUCUUGCUGAGCAUUGAGUUGAAUUUCUAUUGCACUAUAAGAGGUGGAUCCACUCAAUCAUGGUGUACUGUGGCAAACCGAGUCGAGGAUGCCAGAUGUGCAAGUCUCGACAUAUUAAGUGCGACGAAAUUCGGCCUAGUUGUACACAGUGUACACGAACACGCCGCGAAUGUCCAGGAUAUCCCAAUGAGUUCGAUCUGAUCUUCCGGAAUGAGACGUCUGCUGUCACGAGAAAAGCUCAAAGGAAGAAAGGUGGGAGUCCGUCGCAACUCUCGCAAGGCAGUCCUCAAUCGCAAAGUUCAUCGACAUCUCCGGUACCGACAAGAAAGUCGACCACUAGAGCCAAUUCUUUGGUUCCGACCGAUCAAACCGUGGACGUUGCUUCAUCAAGAAUCGAUCCCGUGAUCGGUAAGUUGUUGGAAGAUGGAUCGGAUAUCACGGUCAAGAUCCUCGGUGCCCAUCCAACUCCUAUGGAUCUCUUAAUCCAGCAAAAGUUCAUGGAUGAAUGGCAUAUCCUACCGGACUUCCUGAACAUAUCUUCCCACGAAAAAGCCACGAAUUUCUUCUUCCGAAAUUUCGUCAUGAACUUACCUCAGCAUUCGGGUAGCAUGCGAGGUUAUUUAGAACAUCUCAUCCCCAUGUACAACAACUCGAUGACUGGUUCGGCUAUUCAAUUAGCCACUCAUGCCGUUUCGUUAGCCGCAAUGGCCAACUACCCAGGCCAUAAACACCUUCGGCAAGAAGCACGGGAAGCUUACAGCAAAGCCAUGUAUGAGGUCUCCAAGGCCAUUCAAGACCCGAUCUUGGCAAGAUCCGACGAGAUUUUGGUGUCCACUCUUCUGUUCGGCUUGUUUGAGGCUAUAUCUGCGACCGUUCAAGACACGAAUACUUGGUGUAGUCAUGUGGAUGGGGCGGUGGCAUUGGUCAAGAUUCGUGGAAAGGAGAUGGUCAAAGGUGGCCUUCCUCUCGACCUGUUCCGCGCGGUGAGGAGUGUGAUGCUUACCGGAGCUAUUCAACGUGGCAAAGCUAUCGACGACUUUCCCGACCCAAAAGGAUGGUUCUGUGAUGAUGAGAGCGAACAGAACCCUGCGAAUCGUCUCACGCUUAUCGCCCUCCGAUUGCCAGCGGUUCGAGUCGAGGCCACCGAACUCCUCCAAUUACCCAGGACAUCAGACACGAUUACUCGUAUUUUGGAAAUGAUCAAAAUGGCCCAGGAAAUCGACGCGGAGUUAGAGGAUUGGCCCAACACACUCCCGGACACGUUCAGUUUCCGGACUAUUUCUGUGGAGCCGGUCAUUCAACCGCACGAAGAUCCAGCGACAUUCCCCAAAUGGCAGGGUCCAGUCCAUGUCUAUGAAGAUGUCCACACGGCAAACUGCUGGAACGAUUAUCGAAUGACUCGCAUCUUCUGCCAAUCGGUCAUAUUAUUGUGUGCCGCUACCCUUGGUUCUCCUGCAUACCAAGAACAGCUCCAGGAGGUAUUAAUCCGAGCCAACUAUGCCAUUCAAGAAAUGGCCGAUGGUGUUUGCUCAAGUUUGCCUUUCCAUAUGAAUCCCGAAUGUCAACCGGAAGUUCGGGAAUUUGGUCCAGAUGAAAUCGGACCCGAAGCGACUGGAAGUUAUUUCAUCAUUUGGCCUAUGUUCGCCAUUUCCCAACUACCGCAGUUGUCCGAUCAGCAGAAGCAAUGGGUUCUCGGGGCCUUGUACCGUAUUGGAAAGAAUUUCGGGUUGAACUGGGCGCAAACGCUUUUCGUUGCUCAGCGUCACAUCAUUACACAGUCAAGCGGACCGAUGGCCGAGUUAACGACGUGAGGAUACGAUCGAACAACCAUCAAGUGUUUAGGAACGUCGUUUUCAACUUGGUGAGGAAUCAAGGAAGUGAAGGAGUUCAGGGCCACCUGGCUGAGGCUCCUAGGGGUUCGGUACCGGUUAGAAGGCCUGGGCAAGCUCAUUGAAUACUUGCUUGG
Messenger RNA from Eremomyces bilateralis CBS 781.70, 2115 nucleotides. RefSeq lists its product as uncharacterized. Gene Ontology annotation, molecular function: DNA-binding transcription factor activity, RNA polymerase II-specific; zinc ion binding. The record is from RefSeq and is a predicted model, not a curated record. Bases 209 to 1960 code for a protein of 583 amino acids. The transcript has 6 exons. NCBI's taxonomy places the organism in Eukaryota, Fungi, Ascomycota, Dothideomycetes, Eremomycetales, Eremomycetaceae. Gene Ontology annotation, biological process: regulation of DNA-templated transcription.